Enhydra lutris kenyoni (northern sea otter) is the source of this 2455-nucleotide messenger RNA. Its product is annotated as adhesion G protein-coupled receptor F2. Gene Ontology annotation, biological process: cell surface receptor signaling pathway; G protein-coupled receptor signaling pathway. The record is from RefSeq and is a predicted model, not a curated record. The transcript is spliced from 10 exons. NCBI's taxonomy places the organism in Eukaryota, Metazoa, Chordata, Mammalia, Carnivora, Mustelidae. Gene Ontology annotation, cellular component: membrane. Bases 166 to 2178 code for a protein of 670 amino acids. Gene Ontology annotation, molecular function: G protein-coupled receptor activity.
UUGGCUGCUCAGAGCUGCAGGAGCCCAGACUGCUGAUUUGUUGCAAGAUACCAUAAAGGAAAGCCACUGACACCUGUUUCUUUAGCUGCCAGAGAGUGGGACGUGUGUGCCAGUGACUUUCUGUCGGCUAGCCACAAAGCAAGAGAGACAGCAGUGUGGAAGACGAUGACUCACAUGCUUUUGCUGUACUGCUUCAUGUUUCUUUUGCCCACAGAGUCCUGCAGGACAUUAUGCCAGGUUGCCAACAAAAGCAAAGAGAAGAUGUCUGCCGGGCCACAUGGUGUAUGUGAUGGUGUCUGUGUGGACAAUUCCCACUGCAGCCAACCUUGCCCUCCAGACACUCAGGGAAAUACGGGGUUUUUAUGCAGGCAAAAGAAAUGGCACAAGAUCACUGAAACCUGCCGGACUCUUAAUGCCUUCAACAUCUUUGAGACAAAUUCAUAUUCAGUUCGACCAUUCGGAGGGAAUACUGUAAUAAAAGAAUAUGCCAGAAAGUCUGAGACCAUCACAGACAUGCUGAUGCAAAAGUGUCCGGAGGAUUUGUCCUGUGUACUCAGGAACAUUCGGCAAUCUCCCCGGCUCCCAGGAAACAUCGCUGUCAUUGUGCAGCUCCUACACAACAUAUCCACGGUGCUAUCGACAGGUGUCGACGAAGUGAAGAUGCAGAGUUACAGUAUUAUGGCCAACCACAUUCUCAACAGCAAAAGCAUAUCAAACUGGACCUUCAUCCCUGAAAGAAACAGCAGCUGUGUCCUGCUACACUCGGUCAAUUCCUUUGCAAGAAAGCUAUCUAUAAAUAAGUAUCCCAUUGACAUAUCAGAUGUCUUCAUUCAUACUAUGGGCACCACCAUAUCCCAAGACAAUGCUGGGAAGAAUUUCACUUUUUCAAUGAGAAUUAACGACACAGGCAGUGAGAUCACUGGGCGGGUCCUGAUUGGUAGAGAUGAACUUCAGAAAGUGCCUGCUCCUUCCCGGGCCAUCAGCAUUGCAUUUCCGACUCUUGGGGCCAUCCUAGAAGCCAGUCUUUUGGAGAACGUUACUGUCAAUGGGCUCGUCUUGUCUGUCAUUUUGCCCAAGGAACUUAAAAGAAUCUCAUUGAUUUUUGAAAAGAUCAGCAAGUCGGAGGAGAGGAAAACACAGUGUGUUGGCUGGCACUCCCUGGAGAGCAGAUGGGACCAGCAGGCCUGUCAAAUAAUUCAAGAAAACUCCCAACAAGCUGUUUGCAAAUGCAGGCCAAACAGGUUAUUUACCUCCUUCUCCAUUCUCAUGGCACCCCACAUCUUGGAGAGCCCGAUCCUGACUCAUAUCACGUACAUAGGGCUGGGCAUUUCGAUCUGCAGCUUGGUCCUUUGCUUGGUCAUUGAGGUCUUGGUCUGGGGCCAAGUGACAAAGACAGAGAUCUCAUACUUACGCCAUGUGUGCAUCGCCAACAUCGCUGCCACCUUGCUGAUGGCUGACGUGUGGUUUGUUGUGGCUUCCUUUCUUAGUGGUCCCGUGACACACCACAACGGAUGUGUGGCAGCAACGUUUUUUGUUCAUUUCUUUUACCUUUCUGUGUUUUUCUGGAUGCUGGCCAAGGCACUCCUUAUCCUCUAUGGAAUCAUGAUUGUUUUCCAUACACUGCCCAAAUCGGUUUUGGUGGCUGCUCUCUUUUCAGUCGGCUACGGGUGCCCUUUGCUCAUUGCUGCUAUCACGGUUGCUGCUACCGAGCCCAGCAAAGGCUACCUACGGCCUGAGGCCUGCUGGCUCAACUGGGACAUGACCAAGGCCCUCCUGGCCUUUGUGGUCCCAGCCCUAGCCAUCGUGGUCGUAAACCUGAUCACAGUCACACUGGUGAUUGUCAAGACCCAGCGAGCCACCAUUGGCAGUUCCAUGUUCCAGGAAGUGAGAGCCAUUGUGAGAAUCAGUAAGAAUAUCGCUAUCCUCACACCACUGCUGGGCCUGACGUGGGGAUUCGGGAUAGCCACUGUCAUCGAUGAUAGCAACCUGGCCUUCCACAUCAUCUUCUCCUUGCUCAAUGCGUUCCAGGGCUUCUUCAUCUUGGUGUUUGGAACAAUCCUGGACCCAAAGAUAAGAGAAGCUUUAAAGAGUCGAGUAACUUCUGCAAAAUGGAGCUCCAGACUAUCUGAGAACCUUUCUACUGAUUUCUCCCGUCACCCCACCAAAGCGCCAAGCUAACCAACCUGGCCAUACCCCUAACUUGGGAGGAAUGGCAGAGCACCAGGAAAAAUGUGCUUCUUCCUGUCUUCUUGCCUCUGGGGAGUAUGAAGGAAGCCUCCCAUGGCGCGGUGCUGAUGAAGCGUGUAUGAAGUAUGGGAAGGAUGGAAGGCCGCUCUGUCUAAGCUGUUCUGCACUGCUCAACAUUUCUCUCCAACAACUGUCAACAUGCAUAUAUAUAUAUAUACCAUACGCAUAUGUAUAUAUACCAACAUGCAUAUAUAUAUAUAUAUAUAUA